AUGAAUAAAAAGACCCAGUAUCAAGAAGAUAUCAUAAAAUCAGUUCUUGGUCUGCUCCAUUCCAAUCAGUACUUUAAAGCUCUUACUUCGCUUGAACAAGAAUCCAAAAUCAGGCUGCACUCUUACGGGAAAGAAAUUGAUUUUCUUUAUGAUCUUCUAAUGGACGGACGAUUUGAUGAUGCAGAAAAGUUUAUCCAGCCUCUGCGUUCUCGAUCCGAAUUUAACUAUACAAAAGUUUUAUACGAAAUUCGUAAACAAAAAUUUCUUGAAUCAAUCGAAAAUUCAGAUUCACCAAAUCUUCAAGAACUUGUGAAUGCUUUAAAAGAAAUUGAGUCUUUGGCAAGUAAAGAAGAAUUCAACACACUUUGUUUAUGCCUCAGCCUCGAUAAAAUCACUGAUCAUGCUGAUUACUCUGACUGAACGAUAUGGAAAGGCCGUUAUUAUUGCUUUAAUGAAUGCAUAAAAUAUAUGAAUCAUGUAUAUCCCAUAACAAACUAUCAGAAACCCAAAAUAAAUUUAGAAGAAGUCGUCCUGAAAUCUCUCGACUCUGAGUUUUCUCCUAAAAAUGAAAAAGUUGAAGGCACAAGCCCUAGAGUUUUGAAAACAAGCACUCAAGGCUCCAGAGAAAGCUCGCGGUACUCUUAUAACAUGAACCCAGAAAAUAAAAAAAUUGAACCAAAUGAAGGGAGUUUUGUGAUUAAUGAAAGCGAAACAGACAAAGAAAGCAAAAAAAGUGUCAGCUGGAACAUUGGCAGCAAAGAAGAGCAAGAAAUAGGAAAAGACCCAGAGAAUCCAAAAAGCGUGUUUAUUGAGUCACUUGAUAUUUCAAGUGAAGAGCCACAGCAAGAAGAAAAGGAGGAAGAAGAGGACGAAAGCCAUGGCUUUGCUCCGACAAACUAUGAGCUGAUGGCUCAAUUCGAUCCAAGCACUUUAAGAGAAGUCACCAAAGUCAAAGAUAUACAGCCGAUCCGUGCCUGUGCGUUUAACCAUGAUGGGGAUUAUUUUGUAUUAGGAACGAACUCGAAAACUCUCAAAGUCUGCUCAUUGCAUAAUAUUGUUGAUGGACUAAUUUACAAUGAGCAGCAAGGUAGGGAGCAGUUUAUUGAUAUUGUAUUUGAAAUGAAUAAUGUUCAUUAUGGCUCAGUCUACUGUGUAGAUUGGUCAAAUUCAGGGCAACAAAUAGCUUCAGGGUCCAAUGAUAAGUCUAUAAAAGUCAUUUAUGCGCCUGAUUUUUUGACUCUUCAAGAAACAAACUCAGAAACUGUGAUUUAUUCAAAUGGGAGAUAUCUUACUGGAGAAGGAGAUUUGCCAGAAUUGCAAGAAAGGCUGCUAACAGGCCAUGAAGGAACUGUAAGAACUGUACUAUUUCAUCCUGUUGACGAAAGAGUAUUAAUGAGUGGAGGCAUUGCAGAUGCUUCUUUAAAAUUAUGAAAUACAGAAACUGGGCAAAAUUACCAAAGCUUAGCUGGCCACUUAGGUGCAAUUUACAGCAUAGCAGCAGCUGGAGAUGGCAGUUACGUUUGCAGUGUAGGGACCGACAAGAAAGUCAGAGUUUGGGAUAUAAGAAGCGCCAAAUGUGGAAUCAGCAUGAAUGGGGAAAUGUUUUCAGAAAUGAACUCUAUCACUGUCAAUAAUUCUAUCCAAAAUAUCAGAGCUGAAACCAAAAUAAAAAUCGCCAAAAUGUACAUGAAUAAUAGAGGCAUGAAUAAGCCUCAACCAAACAGUCAGAAAUUAGCUGCAGUCGGCCAUACAGACGGGACUGUCUCUAUUUGGGACAUCACAGCUGGCAAACUGUUCAGUAAAUAUACAUACCACUCAUCAGAGUGCCGAUCUGUUGAUUUCUCAUCAAAUGGGCAAUGGAUCGCAUCAGGAUCUUUCGACUCAACGCUAGGUCUUAUUGACAUGUCAAAAGGCCAAGUUUUCAAGCUCGAGCCUCAUAUGGACCGCAUUGUGAGUGCUAAGUGGCAUCCGUCCCUCCCUAUUUUGCUGUCAACAUCUGCAGAUAAAACUGCACGCAUUUUUUCUAUAUGCUAA
Blepharisma stoltei is the source of this 2034-nucleotide messenger RNA. The record is from the annotation of a GenBank genome assembly. NCBI's taxonomy places the organism in Eukaryota, Ciliophora, Heterotrichea, Heterotrichida, Blepharismidae.